UUCUGUGCUGCUGAUGGUUUGGACCUGGUAAUUCUAAGGGAUUGGUCUGGCACACCGUGAGUUCUAAGGGAUUGGUCUGGCACACCAAAAUCAGGUUAGCUUUGAACAACAAACAGAGGGGUCAUCUUCUUGCUUUCUGGAAGCAGAAAAGACCCAAGCAUGGAUGAAAAGAAAGCAGGAGGUGAGGGCAGCGGUGACAGAGACACCAAGGACUUUGACGAUAUCCUUGUUCUGAUUGGAGAAUUUGGGAAGUACCAAAAAACUGAUUUAUGUGCUGUUUUUGAUAGUAAGUAUGUUGGCAAAUAUGGUGAACGGAGCCGUUGUUUUCAUAGAGGACACACCCAGUUUCAGGGGAAAUGGCACCAGAAUAUGGUCGACAUAUCCUUCAUGAAUGUAUCUGAUGAAGAAUGUACCGUUUUUCCAAACAUUAGUCACCAGAUUAAUGUCAACCAAGACAUCACAGAACCAGAUGAAUGUUCAAAAUGGGUGUUUGACACCGCCGAUGUAACAUAUUCUUAUCCGAUGCAGUUCACUCUCCUUUGUGACGACUCGUCAAAGUUGACCAAGUCCUAUAUUUUCAAUGUAAUGGGACACUUGGUCGGAGGACUGUUAUUUGGUGUGGUGUCCGACGGUGUUGGACGGAAGAUGGCGCUGCUUCUUGGGUUGAGUGUCAGUGGUUUUGCAGGAAUAGCAUGGGCCUUUUCCCCAACCUACGAGUGGAGUGUAGGGAUGCGGUUUAUGUUGGGCUUUGGCAUGAGCAACUUGUAUAAUUUGGCCAUCACAUUUGCUUUAGAGAUGGUGGGUCCGAGCAAAAGAAUGUUGGUAGGAACAGGUUUGGCAGUCGUUUAUGCGGGGGGCGGGGCAGUGACUAUUGGAAUAGCCUACUUUCUUCGAGACUGGCGCCAUCUGUUGACGGUAGUGGUUGCCCCAUUUCUGCUAACAGCGUUUGUAAUGUUGUGGUUUCUUCACGAGUCACCUAGAUGGUUGCUUACCAAAGGACGCCAUUCAGAAGCUGAGACAAUUCUAAGGCGUACCGCGAGAAUAAACAAGACUGCUCUCCCUCGGGGUCUUGUAGAAAAAGUUGAAAUCAAGGAACCUCCAAUUUCAAGUGCCAGAGCUCUUCUUCAUGCCCCCCGACUGGUGGUCAAAAUGCUGCUUCUGUACAUUAACUGGUUUGUCUUGGAUAUGACGUAUUAUGGGAUAAAUCUUCACGCAGGGAACAUGUCUGGAAAUCUCUACCUCAACUUCUUUCUCCUCUCUAUAGUGGAAUUACCUGCAUAUGCAUUGUGUUUCACUAUCGACAGAUUUGGAAGGAAGAAGAUAUACAUGAUAUGUAUGGUAGUGGGCGGCCUGGCAUGUCUCUCGUCUCUCCUUGUGCAGUUAUACGCUAAUAAUGAUUUGGAAUCUACUAACUACAUAAAGAUCACACUGUCCACGGUUGGGAAGUUUGGCGUCGCUGCAGGCUAUAAUAUCAUAUAUAUCUGGAGUAUUGAAAUAUUCCCUACCGUUGUCCGAAACUUCAGUUUGGGUCUGGCUAUAGUGUCUGCCAAUCUUGGAUCCAUGCUCUCUCCUGUAAUCGUGAGAGAAAUUCAAGUGGAAGGUAUUGGGGAGGAUACCUUGCCACUUGUGAUAUUUGGAGCCGCGGCCAUAUUUGCAUCAGUAUCUACAAUCCCUUUGCCGGAGACAGCAAACACAGAUCUACCCGAAACUGUAGCAGUCGCAAACAGUUUUAAGAACCGUCGGCCACGCAGCAGCUGUCAAAGCGGGAAUCAGCAACAUUCGGUAAUAGAGGAAAACUCUCUACUGUGAGAUAACAGCACUUGGUAUCUACUACAGGGAAAUUGACAUAUUUUCACAAGAUAUUGACAGCUAUUUUUCUGGCUUCUACGCUUUUUGGCACCGACCACGCUCCUGCAAGAGUUUCUUUUUUUUUCAUAGGAAAAACGUUACCACCCAGCUGUCCUCUGCUUGAAAAGUGUACACGGUUAUUGCUAGAAU
Lingula anatina is the source of this 1998-nucleotide messenger RNA. RefSeq names its product organic cation transporter protein. Gene Ontology annotation, biological process: transmembrane transport. Gene Ontology annotation, molecular function: transmembrane transporter activity. The record is from RefSeq and is a predicted model, not a curated record. Gene Ontology annotation, cellular component: membrane. NCBI's taxonomy places the organism in Eukaryota, Metazoa, Brachiopoda, Lingulata, Lingulida, Lingulidae.